AUGUAUAAAGAGGGCCACAGGACCAACCCCGUCCAAGACCGCUCCACUCAAGUCCAAAACCGGGGAAGUCCUAGCAGAUCGGGAGGGGCAAUGUGGCACUGGACCAAGCACUACCUUGAGCUGUACGCAAAGUUGAAUACAGUAACUGCCACUGCUCUUGACUCAAUCCCUGGCCUGUCGAUUAUGAGGGAGUUGGAUGCCUCUCCUGCUUUGAAAGAGCCAAGUAUAGCCAUGGACUGCCUCGCCAGCGGCAAAGCACCUGGGAGCGACAGAAUACCUCCAGUAAUCAUGAAAAGCGGCAAACCAGUUCUUUUCCAGACACUCCACGAGCUACUUCGCCUUUGCUGGGAGCAGGGUUACACCCCUCAGGACAUGCGAGAUGCAAAGAUCGUCACUCUGUACAAGAAUAAGGGAGAUAGAAGUGACUGUAACAACUACCGGGGAAUCUCCCUCCUCAGCGUUGUUGGCAAGGUGUUCACCCGGGUCGCUCUCUCUCGCUUGCAGCUCCUCGACGCUCGCGUCUAUCCCGAAUUCCAAUGUGGAUUCAGGCCUGGUCGAUCGACGGUGGACAUGAUUUUCUCCCUGCGUCAGCUGCAGGAGAAGUUCCAUGAGCAGCAGAUGCCUCUCCACGUCGUAUUUAUUGACCUAACGAAAGCUGUCGACCUGGUCACCAGAGUCCUAAUCCGCGAGCUGCUCUUCGCCGACGAUACAGCCUUGGCAUCGCAUACCGAGGGAGGACUCCAGCAGCUUUUCACCCACUUUGCUUAUGCCUGCACGGAGUUUGGCCUGACCAUCAGCCGGGGAAAGACUAAGUUAUUGUGCCAGAGCACUGGGACUCUCCCGAGCAUUGUUCUGGAUGGUUACACCCUUGAGGUCGUCGAGAACUUUACCUGUCUCGGGUCCAGCAUCUCCAGUUCUCUGUCCAUCGACUCCGAGAUUAAUAGCAGGAUUGCCAGGGCCGCCACAGUCAUGGCCAAAUUGACCCAGCGUGUUUGGAACAACUUGAGCCUCAUCGUGAAGACUAAGCUGUGCGUCUACAAGGCUUACGCCCUCAGCACUCUUCUGAAUGGUUGCGAGACUUGGACCACUUACGCGGGGAACGAAAGGAAACUCAAGGGCUUCCACAUGAGAUGUCUACGGCGCAUACUGCAGAUCAAGUGGCAACACAGAGUACCCAAUUCAGUGGUACUAGAGGGAUCAAAUAUGAUCAGUCUGCUCUCAGUUCUCAGCGAGAGACGUCUCAAGUGA
Hyalella azteca is the source of this 1248-nucleotide messenger RNA. RefSeq lists its product as uncharacterized. Lineage: Eukaryota; Metazoa; Arthropoda; Malacostraca; Amphipoda; Hyalellidae. The transcript is spliced from 2 exons. The record is from RefSeq and is a predicted model, not a curated record. Bases 1 to 1248 code for a protein of 415 amino acids.